AUGGCAGAUUUUGCUAAAUCAAUAUUUGGAUUUGGCAAUUAUAAUAAAAGAGAUAAUAGUUCACCACCAACUCCUCCUCCAACGUCAUCAUCCAAUACUAAUAUAUCAAUUCAUGAUCAUGAACAAAAUCAACAACAACAUCAGCAACAAAUACAAUCUCAGCAAUCCUAUCAUAAUUAUCAACAACAACAACAAUACCAGCAACAACAAGAAGCACCAAUAGGUCAACAACAAAUAACUCAUCAAUUUGAUGAUCAAAAUCAAGGUGUAAGUAAAUUUAUGCCAAAAGGAUUAGUUAAUGUAACUCCAACAACAGCUACAGCUGCCUCAAAUAAUUCUGCAGUUUAUGGUACAACAUCUACGAAUACAACCAACGAUCCUGGGGCUUAUUUGAAUCAAACUUUUAGAUCAAAUGAUUUACAAUCUCAACACAAUUUAUAUAAUAAUCAACAUCAUCCUCAACAACAACAAACACCACAACAUCAACAACAACCAAUAGUACAACAUCAACAACCACAACAAUCACAAUUACAACCACCAGCACAAGCUUAUCAACAAGAUCCAAUGAUUAUCACCACAGAUGAAUCAGGUCAAACUAUAAAUCAUGGAUCUCACAAUUCUCAACCCAAAGGAAAAUUAAAAGUAACAAUAAUUGAAGCUAGAGACAUACAAGCUACUCAACCAUAUGCAGUUUGUACAUUCGAAAGUUCAGAGUUUGUAACGAAUGGACCAGAUUCUUUUGGUAAAUCUCCGAUGAUAGGAGGUAGUGGUUCAUCAGGUCCAAAAAAUUUAUAUAAUGCAAAUCAUGGACCAAGAGCUUUGCCAAUGAAGAAUAAUCUGAGACCCUCUUUAUAUCAAAGACAAUUGUCAACACCACAAUUAAAUUUAUCUGGUGAUACCUCCAAUCCUAUAUGGAAUCAUGAAGCUACAUUUGAUGUAGUUGGUUCAAAAUCAGAAUUAGAUAUUUCUGUUUAUGAUGCAGCAAGAGAUGAUGCAUUUUUAGGUCAUAUACGUAUUUUUCCAUCAACUGUUAAAAAUAAGAAAAGUCCAAAUGAAUGGUUACAAUUAGGAGCAAGAAUUGUUGGGGAAAGAGUUUCAUCAGGAUCUAUACAAAUUAAUUGGGAAUAUACUUCAUUAGAUAAUAAAAAGGCAUAUGGACCAGAUGAUUUUGAGUUUCUUAGACUUUUAGGAAAAGGUACUUUUGGUCAAGUUUUCCAAGUUAAAAAGAAAGAUACUUCUAGAAUUUAUGCAAUGAAAAUAUUAUCCAAAAAAGUAAUCGUUAAAAAGAAGGAAAUUGCUCAUACAAUUGGUGAACGAAAUAUCUUAGUACGUACAUCAGCUGCUGCAUCACCAUUUAUAGUUGGUUUGAAAUUUUCAUUUCAAACUCCAACCGAUUUAUUUUUAGUUACAGAUUAUAUGUCAGGUGGUGAAUUAUUUUGGCAUUUACAAAAAGAUGGAAGAUUUACAGAAGAAAGAGCAAAAUUUUAUAUUGCUGAAUUAGUUUUAGCAUUGGAACAUUUACAUGAUAAUGAUAUUGUAUAUCGUGAUUUGAAACCAGAAAAUAUCUUAUUAGAUGCUAAUGGUCAUAUUGCAUUAUGUGAUUUCGGUUUAUCGAAAGCAAAUUUAAAUAAUGAUGGUACAACAAAUACAUUUUGUGGAACUACAGAAUAUUUGGCACCAGAAAUUUUAUUAGAUGAAUCAGGGUAUACAAAAAUGGUUGAUUUUUGGUCAUUAGGUGUUUUAAUUUUUGAAAUGUGUUGUGGUUGGUCACCAUUUUAUGCAGAUAAUACUCAACAAAUGUAUAAGAAUAUUGCAUUUGGUAAAGUACGAUUCCCUAAAGAAAUUUUAAGUCCUGAAGGUAGAUCAUUUGUUAAAGGUUUACUUAAUAGAAAUCCAAAACAUAGAUUAGGUGCAACUAAUGACGCGAGAGAAUUGAAAGCACACCCUUUUUUCGCAGAUAUAGAUUGGAAUUUAUUAAAAGCUAAAAGUUUACCACCACCUUUUAAACCUCAUAUCACAUCAGAAACAGAUACAUCAAAUUUUGAUCCAGAAUUUACAUCAGAAUCUACCUCUGCUUUAAAAAAACAAAUGGAAUUAGCAUCUACUCCAUUAUCACCAGGAGUUCAAGCAAAUUUUAAAGGAUUUACUUAUGUUGAUGAUUCAGCAAUGGAUGAUCAUUUUGGAAGAUCUUAUCGUAUGAAUACUUUUAAGAAUUCAGGUUCAUUUAUACCCGGAGACCCAAAUUUACCACCUGCAGAAGAUGCAGUGGAUGAUGAUCAAAUUGAUGAAGAAGAUGAAAUGGAAGUAGAUGAAGAUCAUCAAAUGGAUUAUGAAUUUGUUAAUGGUAGAUUUGAUUUAUAA
Molecule: messenger RNA, 2361 nt
Organism: Lodderomyces jiufengensis
Lineage: Eukaryota; Fungi; Ascomycota; Pichiomycetes; Serinales; Debaryomycetaceae
Gene: SCH9
Product: serine/threonine protein kinase
Exons: 1
Coding region: 1-2361 (786 amino acids)
Biological process (GO): protein phosphorylation
Molecular function (GO): protein serine/threonine kinase activity; ATP binding
Source: RefSeq, a predicted model, not a curated record